Molecule: messenger RNA, 4342 nt
Organism: Pristis pectinata (smalltooth sawfish)
Lineage: Eukaryota; Metazoa; Chordata; Chondrichthyes; Rhinopristiformes; Pristidae
Gene: slc6a1b
Product: solute carrier family 6 member 1b
Exons: 18
Coding region: 467-2326 (619 amino acids)
Biological process (GO): sodium ion transmembrane transport; neurotransmitter transport
Cellular component (GO): cell surface; plasma membrane; axon
Molecular function (GO): gamma-aminobutyric acid:sodium:chloride symporter activity
Source: RefSeq, a predicted model, not a curated record
GAAAAAGCAGGUGAUGAAGAACAAUCAGGAGAGAAGCAAAGAAUUCAGCAGCCAUCUCUACGCUGACCUGCUAAACUGGCUUGUGACAGUAGGAUGUGAUAACCAUCAACAAGGUUAGAAGAAGAUAGCUGACUUCAAGAAAAGAACUAAGAAUGGAUAACCAGCAAGAAUCACAAACUCCACUUUCGAGAAGUGUUAUUUUCUAAUUAGUACCAAUUAACUUGGAAGUGAAAGGAAUUCAACAACGGCAAGCAACAUGUCAGCAUCUUUCCCCUGGUUAAAUCCGGACGCUCGCUUCAUCCAACACGAGCUGAGAGCCAUCCCCAGCAGGACCGGCCGCGCCCCGACCCUUCACAUAUUUCUCCGCCUGUGCCGGUCCGACUGAACCGCAAAGCUGCUUUCCACGUGGUCUGGUGCUGAAAAUUUCCGAUCAACUCCCAGGCGCUGGGCGCCCAAAUUUAAAAUUAUGGCGACCAACGGCGCAAAAACGCCCGACGGGCAAAUUUCCACCGAGCUGCACGACGCCCCCACCUCGAACGAUAAACCGAAAACGCUUGUGGUGAAGGUGCAAAAGACGAGAAAGAUUCCCGAGAGAGAGAAAUGGGGAGGAAAAUUUGACUUUCUGCUCUCCUGUGUUGGAUAUGCAAUAGGUCUGGGGAAUGUGUGGCGCUUUCCGUAUCUUUGUGGGAAGAACGGCGGAGGGGCCUUUCUCAUUCCCUAUUUCAUGACACUGAUCUUUGCUGGAAUGCCUAUCUUUCUGCUGGAAUGCUCCUUGGGUCAGUACACAUCAGUCGGUGGACUCGGUAUCUGGAGACUGGCGCCAAUGUUCAAAGGUGUGGGUCUCGCAGCCGCCGUCCUGUCUUUCUGGCUAAACAUCUACUAUGUCGUCAUAAUUGCUUGGGCCAUUUAUUACUUGUAUAAUUCUUUCACAUCAGAACUUCCUUGGCAAAGCUGUGGGAAUCCAUGGAACACGGAAAGAUGCUUUUCAAACUACAGUAUGUCCAAUUCAACCAAUCUCAGCAGCCCAAUUGUGGAGUUCUGGGAACGGAACAUGCACCAGUUAACGGACGGAUUGGACCAACCGGGGCAGAUCCGAGCGCCGCUUGCAAUAACACUGGCUAUCGCCUGGGUUCUUGUGUACUUCUGCAUCUGGAAGGGUGUCAGCUGGACGGGAAAGGUCGUUUACUUUUCGGCAAUCUACCCCUACGUCAUGCUUCUUACCUUGUUUUUCCGUGGAGUGACACUGCCCGGCGCUCGCGAAGGAAUCUUGUUCUACAUCACGCCCGAUUUCAGUCGCCUUUCAGACUCAGAGGUCUGGCUGGAUGCCGCCACGCAGAUAUUCUUCUCCUAUGGUCUGGGGCUCGGCUCACUGGUCGCACUCGGCAGCUACAACACAUUCCACAACAAUGUUUACAGAGACUCGAUCAUCGUCUGCUGUAUAAAUUCCACCACCAGUAUGUUCGCUGGUUUUGUCAUUUUCUCCAUCGUCGGCUUCAUGGCACAUGUGACAAAUAGGCCUAUCGCUGAUGUGGCUGCUUCAGGUCCUGGCCUGGCAUUUUUGGCAUACCCUGAGGCAGUGACACAAUUACCAAUAUCUCCAUUAUGGUCUAUUCUAUUCUUUUCCAUGUUACUUAUGCUGGGCAUUGACAGUCAGUUUUGCACUGUGGAAGGUUUUAUAACUGCCCUGGUGGAUGAGUUUCCCAAACUGUUACGAGGAAGAAGAGAAAUCUUCAUUGCUGCGGUCUGCAUUAUUUCUUACUUGAUAGGACUAUCUAACAUAACCCAGGGUGGUCUGUAUGUCUUUAAGCUUUUUGACUACUACUCUGCUAGUGGAAUGUCUUUGCUCUUUCUUGUUUUCUUUGAGACCAUCUCAAUAUCUUGGUGCUAUGGUGUGAACAGAUUCUUUGUUAACAUUGAAGAGAUGGUUGGCCAUAAACCUUGCCUAUGGUGGAAGCUUUGCUGGUCUUUCUUCACUCCAAUUAUCGUGGGGGGUGUAUUUCUCUUCAGUGCAAUUCAAAUGAAACCACUCACAAUGGGGAAUUAUGUUUUCCCCAAGUGGGGCCAAGGUGUGGGCUGGUUCAUGGCUCUGUCGUCCAUGAUGUUGAUUCCUGGCUACAUGGGUUACAUGUUCCUCACUUCAAAGGGCUCUUUAAAACAGACUCCAGGGCUGCAUUGGAAACUCAUGCAUCCCACUCCCUUUCAUGUUGUUUCAUUUCUUCUGCGCCUUCGACUCAUGACUCAACCAACUGAGGACAUGAAAUGUCGGGAGAAUGGACCCGAACAACCUGAGCAUGGCAAUACUCCAAGUGAUGAAGCAUAUAUGUAGAUUAUUUAUUAAGUAUACGAUACUAAUACUGCCCAGAAUAUAAAUCUUACAACGGUUGAUCGAGACCAAGGACUGUAGUUACAUUAUUGUGCACCUACCUCCUACCACAGAUAUGACCAAUAGUUAAAAAAAAGGCUAUAAACCUUUGUUGUUGGACAUCAAGUAAAACUCUUAACUAAACAAAAAUCAUUUCAGGUUUUGAUAACAAUGUAAUUUUGGCAAACAACCAUCAACAGAGGCAGACUGUUAGCAUUUUUAAACCAUGGUUUUCUCUUUUAAAGAGUGAGCACAAGCAUGAUGGGCCUCAUGGCUUCCUCCUGUGCUGCAUGGGGCUGAGAUUUCGUGAUCAUAUGGACGUGAUUAUAAUCACUGUCUUACUGUAUGCAUAUCAACAUAUUCAGUCUGUCAAGUUUAUAGCACUAAUCAAAAUUAUGGUUUUGCAAUAAAGCUAUAGAAUUUCCUCACCUACUCUUUAAUUGUCCAGCCAUACUUUCCAGGAGUCUACUUCUCUUUUCCAGCAACCCCUACACCCAUAAUGGAUCCUACAAUGGAUAGGAAUCCUCUGUGUACCUGUUGACCAUUUUUCAGCCCUUUGCCUGAGAAACACCAGUUUCUGCUCCACCCAAGCACUGUUGUCAAAUGCCAAUAUAGGGAUUCACUAUUUUUUAUCCUGUGACAGAAGGCAGAGUAUUGAUAUUAGAAGAAAGAAUAAAUGUAAAGAAAUUCUUUAUAUAGUUCAUAGAAUUUUAUAAUUUAAAUUACAGUGUUUAAGAUAGUCCCCUUCAAUACUGUUCCUUUGCUGUCUCUUGUGAGAAUGAGAAGCACUAAUUUAUCCACAAUUCACAACAUAAGUCAUGCAGACUGGAAUAAGGAGGAGGAUAGACUGGAGAAAAUUAGGAAUAGGAGGCAGAUGUAGAGGAACGGGAAUGUUAGUGAGUAGACAAGGAAGAAUGAGAUAUAGUUCAUGAAGAAUCAGAAGGGAUAAGAGAACAUACAGAUUGGAAGGUGGAUCAAUCACCUCUGUUUUCUUGAUCCUUGCUCCUAAAAUACUGGCAAAUGUUGAACAUUCUUUUCUCAGUCUCUAUGCUCAGAUAUCUCUGACUAUAUUAACACUUCAUUCAGAAGUUAAUUCAUUAGCUCUGAAACGUGGCUUCAACUAAGUAGAUCAUUAUGUUCUCUUUCAAACCGGUAUGGUCAAAAGACAAGCUAUUACAUCUUGGUUAGUUCAGUAUUUAAAUAUAUUUACAUAUUUGUAUAAACAUUUCAUUCACUAACCAUUACCUUCCAUUUCAUUUAGAAUAUAGAAAUAGUUGCAAAAAAUAUUUUGGAAUUGUUAUAUUUAUCAUUUCAGAUCUGGGAAUUAACAGUAUACUUUAUAACCCAGGGAGUGGUAAAUGAUUAUUGAUCUCAUAGCAUCAGGUAGCAGCAGAUCAAGGUAGUGCUUCAACAGUUUUCCACUUUGAGACAGACAUCAGCUUGUGUCUAUGGCAGCUAAGCAAUUGUGACAGGGAAACAGAACCACGGAAGAAAUUUUAACUAUAUUGUACAAUGUAUUCUAAAGGCAUAGAAAGUAUACGUGCAUUGAUUAAAUAUUGGUUGCUUUAAAAAAAUCUAUUACAACUAUAUCUGUCAAAAUGUUGUUGUAUAGCAAAUGUGUAAAAAAAAGUAUAAAUGUCUACUCUUAUUUAAUGUAGUUUUGUCAAAAAUAACAAUUCUUCCAUCAUAGACCUUAACACUGCAAUAACUCUUAACACAAAAACAUAAUUAAGGUGUUACUCUUUGAGCAUCAGCUAUGUAUUUAAUUUGUAUAAAAUACAUUCAAUAUAUAAUGUCUAGUAAAGAGAGUAUUGUUUUGUAGAUUUAUAAAUGUUAAAUUGAUCAAAUGUACAGUUUUCAACGUAUAUAUUACAUGGUGUAGUUAAGUUCUAAAUGGUGUUAUUGAUAAAAGGGCAUGAUUGUCAUAUAUAUGUUGUCAAAUUUUUGGAAAGCAAAUAAAAACUUUAUCUUACACCAUAC